AUGCCUCCACCUGCACCGCUCCCCGACAUAGACUGGGCCAGUCUUGACCUGACUGUCGCCGACAUUGUAAACGGCCAUGUCGAAACCACUUGGUCUUCCCACGACAACCAAUGGACGGCGCCUGUGCUCGUCAAAGACGCUUAUAUACGUGUCCAUGGCCUCUCUCCGGCCCUCAACUACGGCAUGCAGGCCUACGAGGGCCUCAAGGCCACCCGCACCGCCGACGACACCAUCACCGUCUUCCGCCCAACCUUGCACCACCGCCGCCUGGUGCAAUCGGCCGCAGCCGUGUCGCUACCCGCGGUGCCCGAAGACAUUUUCCUCGGUAGCAUCGCCCUGGCCGUCCGCGCCAACGCCGAGUUUGUCGGCCCGGCCUCGUCUUCUGCUAUUCUCUACUUGCGGCCCGUCCUCUUCGCCUCGGGACCGCAGUUGGCGCUCGAGCCGUCGACGACUUGUACCUUGGCCGUCUACGUGCAGCCUGCGACGACAUACCACGGCGUGCGGCCGGUGCCAUGCCUGGUGCUCGAUGUCUUUGACCGCGCAGCUACGCGGGGUACAGGCCACGCCAAAGUCGGCGGCAAUUACGCGCCCGUCAUCAGGCAUAGCCAGGAGGCGCGCGCCAAGGGCUUCUACAUUACACUGCAUCUGGACAGUGCAACGCAGAGCGAGGUCGAGGAGUUUAGCACAAGCGGCUUUGUUGGCGUCUUAAAGGGCGGGAGCGAGGGCGACAAGGGCACCCUUGUGGUGCCGGACAGCGCUCAGAUCAUAGAUAGCGUGACGAGCGACAGUCUGCUGCUUCUGGCGAGGGGCAUCGGGUACAAGGUCGAGCGGAGGGCAGUCAAAUAUGCCGAGCUGGGGCAGUUCAGUGAGGUCUUGGCCGUAGGGACUGCAGCGAGUGUGCUUCCGAUUGCAGCCAUUGUGAGGGAAAGCACGGGCGACAAGUUCGACUACUGCCCGGCUGGCGAGCCCGGUCCGACGGCGGUGGAGCUGGCGGCCGCCAUCACGGCGGUCAUCAGGGGCCAGGUGGAGGACAAGCAUGGCUGGCGAUAUGAGAUAACGUUCCCGGAUGGCACAAAUACUGCAUAA
Hirsutella rhossiliensis is the source of this 1086-nucleotide messenger RNA. RefSeq names its product amino-transferase class IV domain-containing protein. Gene Ontology annotation, molecular function: branched-chain-amino-acid:2-oxoglutarate transaminase activity. The transcript is spliced from 2 exons. Lineage: Eukaryota; Fungi; Ascomycota; Sordariomycetes; Hypocreales; Ophiocordycipitaceae. The record is from RefSeq and is a predicted model, not a curated record. The coding region runs from base 1 to 1086 and encodes 361 amino acids. Gene Ontology annotation, biological process: branched-chain amino acid metabolic process.